GAUUAUAAACGAUGUUUUCCUGCGAACAGAAAGAAAAUAUAGCAAGUAAAGUUCAGGGACACUUUAAUUUAUGCUUAGCUGUGGAAGCUAUCCGACCGUCUGUGAGGGGAAUGUGAUUAGAUAGAGGCAUUGCUCGACUGCUGACAGACACCGUCAUUCGCGGGUUUCUUCUGAAGUGUUCCCGGUCUGCUGCCUUUUGUUCUCCGGCCGCCCCUCGGCUGAGCUCUGCUAGUUAGCAAAGCAGUUAAGGUAGCAGCUAGCUGGCUAGCAAUUUCCUUUCAGAAACGCGACCGGAGGUACAGCAGGAAGGGAAAGAGAAAGCUUUAUUUCUGAGUGGACAGAACCUGUGGCUGACAGUGGAAACCGAAGUCAUUGGAAACUGUGGGAAGAUAGCUCACUUUCAAAGCCUUUUUUCUUUCCUUCUUUUUUACUGCAUGGCCGCCAGCUUCCUUCAUAUAAAAACAGCCACAAAGGAGGGGAAAAGAGACACGAAACCUUGAAGACAAAGCGACAGACCUGGCAACCCUGGAAAGAGGACAAGAUGCUGGCAGUUUUACAUAGAAAACUGUGGGGCGGGCUGUUUCACAGUGCAUCAGACGCUGCAGGGUCUUGGGGGUUGGAUCUGAUCCCAGCUGACACUGAGCAGGAGGCAGGGCAUAUCUAGCACACAGGGCUGUCACACAGGGCUGUCACAUAGAUACAGACAACCAUUUCUGAUGGAGUCUGACCAUGGAUGACGAGGUUGACCCUGACCAUCAAAAUGUGAACUCCGUCUUGCAUCAGGAAUCCUCAGAACUGCUCACCAUCAUUAACAGUCAGUUACCCGCAGUCAUAAUGGAGUUGUGCCAAAUGAUGCCAGGUAACGCUGGGCUGAACAUCAACCACCUGGCCUGUUCUGCAGCCGCACGGACUGAACACAUUAGAACAAUGUUGGAGUAUUUCAGAGCAGCCAGUGCUGCAGAUUGCUGCAACUUCCUUCAGACUGUGUGUAUGUUGUGUGAGAACAUCCCCAUGCACCUGGAAUCGAGGCUCAUGUCAGUGGCUGGGUAUACACACACUGAUGCCAGACAGUUGCCAGCCACAGAACCGGUGUCUCUGAGAAACACAGAUGUUUGUGAAAAAUCCAGUCCCAGUGUAACGUAUAAGAAGUCGUCAUCGCCGCCCUUAGAGCCUCAGCUCGUCAAACGCCCACGGAUUGCAGACCACUGGGAGCAAUAUAUUGUUGCAGUGAUGGAUUUACUGCUGGGCAGAUGGGAGCGACUCAGUGAGCGCCUGUUGAGAGAGGUCCUGCUGGAGAAUGUGUGGGUCAGCCCAAAAACGGUGAUCAGAGGCAGGGACAGACCUGAUAGAACUCCUGGAUCAGCAGAUAGAGGGAGCAGAACACCAGAGUCUGAUGGGGAUUUAGGGUUUUCCGAUACCAGAGUGACAUUAGAGACCUUCCUCCAAGGAUGUGCAGGAAAGGUGACUGUUCUCGUUGGCCAGUCUGGAUCGGGAAAAACUCUGCUGAUGUCUGUUUUAGGACAGCAGUGGGCACGUGGACUAGGCCCUGUCCCUUCAUACUUCCUGUUUGUCCUGCUAGAGUUUCGUCAGCUCAACUUGUUGUCUCGCCCUCUCUCCCUGUCUGAGCUGCUAUUCCGACACUACCUUCUUCCAAAAGGGGGUGACUAUGAAAAGAGAGCCAUUAUGGACUACCUCCUCUCCAAUCCAGAGCAGAGCUGUUGGGUGCUGGAUGGCUAUGAUGAGUUUCACAGAAAACUCCCCAGACAAGAGGUGAAGAAAAAGCAACUGGACCCAGAAAAGCCUCUGCCUGUUGAAGACCUCAUAUCAGGGUUGUGGAAUCGUCAACUUCUUCCAGGGUGUACUGUGAUGGUCACCUGUCGUGCACGCGAUGUGAUUGAUUUUGAAGGCCUAUCAGAUAAAGUGGGGCAGCUACGGGAGUGGGACUGCCAUGACAUCAAAGAGUAUGUACACAACUACUUUAAAGCAAACAGAAGUGUUGGAGAGCAGGCAGCGGACCUGAUUCUUUCCACUCCACACCUCCUUGCCAUGUCAUCCCUCCCUGCCCGCUGCAACAUCUGCUGCAUAUGUCUGGAUUAUUUAUUGCUGGAAGGGAGAGAUGCAACAAGAGCGCGUACCAGAGAGAUACCAGAAGUAGUGAUGCUGGGAGGAGGAGGGAGUAGAGGAGAAAAUCAUGCACUAAGUGGAGACCAAGGAGGAGGCAUGAUGAUGGAUACAGUAAAUGGUACAGCCCAGCUACCAUCAACCCUUACCCAGGCCUACCUCACUGUUCUUGGUGCGUUUCUGAGUCGUGACCCUGAAAGAAGAGGAAGAACAGACACGCCAAAUACCAUGACCCCUCAAGAGAGUACUGUGUGGCUCCUGAGUCAGUAUCGAUCUGAGCUAUGUGAGCUGAGUCAACUGGCCUGGAAAGGCGUAGAGAGCAGCCAGAUCCUCUUCAUGGAAGAAGACAUUUCUCAGGGUGUUUUGAAGUUCUCAAUUAACACGGGGCUUCUUACUCAGGUGGAGGUCAGACGUGAGGACGGGACACUCGUCAAUUCCUACUGCUUCAUUCAUUUGACAGUACAGGAGUUUUUCGCUGCGCUCAGAAUUAUGACCAGUCGGGAUGUUAGUGACGCAAAGCUGAAGAAGACAUUCAGUCUGAAAACUCGCUGGAUGACCAAGUCAGACCAGAGGACAGUCUUUACAGACUCCCUGUACCUGUAUGUAUGUGGUCUGGCUUCCCAAAACUGCACUCAAGCCCUAGUUGAAAUAGCCAGGACCGCUGGCAAAAAUUGGGUCCACAAACGACAAGCCCUCGUUCUAAAACUGCUAGAUAACCUUUGCCACAACAACCUGACUGGACCAAAGGUAUUGGAGCUUUGCCACUGUGUCCAGGAGAGCCAAGACCGCAAACUGGCCCAAAAGGUUGUGGAAACGAGAGCCACACUGGAGCUGCGCAACAUCCGCCUAUUACCAAAUGAUAUUGAUGCUCUGGCUUUUGUAGUGAACUCAAAAGAUGAUCAUGACAUCGGAUUGGAUUUUGGAGCAUGCUCAAUGGAGUUGGACUGUUUAGAUGUCCUGCCCAGGUGUCAAUACAUUCACUUCCUCUGUUUUCACAGCCGCAAGUAUGGUGACAAGUUUGCUGAGAAGUUGUCCUCCAUUUUGCCAAAAUUCACAACCCUGAGGAAACUUGAGUUUUGCGGUUCUUCCCUGACUGCCGCAGGAGCAGCUAGUUUGGCCUCUGCUCUACAGAACUGUCCCCACAUCACUGAAAUCAAUUUGAGUGACAACAAUCUGAAAGACCCAGGGAUCAAACACAUAGCCGAUGUUUGUACCAAGCUACCAAGCCUGGCCUCGCUAAUGUUGGGUCGAAACAACAGCUCUCUGAAGGCAGUGGACUAUCUAAUCAGGACAAUGUCUUCAUGUUUGAACAUCCAACACAUUCACGCAGAUGGGAUGAGGGAAGUAAGAGUAACUUUCUGUCAGAACUCAGAUUUUAACAACCAUAAACCUAAAUCUGAACCAACAAUCAGCUUGUUGAAUCAGAAAUGGAGCAAGGCUGAUAUGCAAAAGCUUGCUGAGUCAUUGACACAUUGCCCCGCUCUGUCUGUCCUGGAUCUGUCUGGAGGCCAGUGGGAUUUGGAAACUCUGAGGAUGCUGACUCAGUUUUUGCCCAGGUUUAACGUCUCCAAAGAGAUCAUUGUGAAUGAGAGCUGCUCUUCAGUGGAGGCUGUGGUGAUUCUGACGGCUCUGCUAUCAGACUGCCCUGCUGUGAUUGAGCUUCGUGUCAGACUACAGAGUCCUGUCCAGGUGUCUGUUGUGUUCUCUGGGGGAACACACAAACCUGCUGAGGAAAGAUCGAAAAUACUUUGUCUCAGCUGCUGUAGUCUGCUUCCUGCUGAUCUGGAGAAAGUUUGGAGGAGCUUGGGAACUUCCUCUGAACUCACUUUGCUUGAUCUGUCCAGUAACUCUUUAGGCAACAAAGGCCUGGGGAAACUGUUGGAGAUCCUUCCACGCCUGAGUAGCAUCCGGGAGAUCAAUGCCAGUAGCAACCAGAUCACCAUGGACGGAGUGUUGAUGCUGGCUGGUGCUUUGUGUUCCCACAACAACUUAACACAAAUUCACAUUAGUCUUGGUGGCAGAGAGCAGGUGACCCUGAAGUUCUGCCCUGACAAAAGUGAAGUCAAUCAGCAGCUAAAGAUGUUCAGGAUAAACAACAGCAGCCUCCUGCCAACGAAUGUGACUGCACUAUGUAGGAGACUGCUCCAGUGUCGCUCCCACUUGGAAUUAGAUUUGUCCCACAGCUCACUGACAGACAAGGCUAUCGAGAAUCUGCUGAAGGUCCUGCCGAAGAUGAAGUCGCUACAGAGACUCAACAUCAGCCACAGCAUCAUGUCUGCAGAUGGAGCACUGAACUUGGUCAGUUGUUUGACUGUCAGUCAUCGAGUCACAUCACUGGAGCUUAGGCCUCAGGCUGAAUCUUUUAUCCAGUUUGACAGUGUGACAGCAGAACACACCAGCUGCAGGUUAAAUGAUUUUGACUUGAAUGGCAAGUACUUGGAGAGACUGCUCGAGAUCCUACAGCAUGGUCCCCGCCUGUCUGCCCUGGACUUAACAAGCAACCAACUGGAAGAUGAAGGAGUGAGGCGUUUUGUGGAUUCUGUACCAGUGCUUCCAAUCACCAGCUACAUCAAUUUGAGCAACAACAGCCUGACCCAGCGGGGGCUGUUGGAUGUGGCCGGCACGCUGUGUGCCUGUGGUAGAAUCUCUGGUGUAGAAGUCGGUCUGGGAGCAGAGGACAGGUGUCUCAUCUGGUUUGCACAAUCCGAAGGCUGUGAAAAAACUCUGAGUCUCAGAGAGAGCAGUUUGGAACGUGACCAUCUGGUCAGAUUAGCAGACAUCAUGUCUCUGUGUCCCAGUCUGACCAAAGUGGAGCUCAGGAACAAUUUGCUGCAGUCGGAUUGGAUCGUGGACUUUGUGAAACAGCUGAACAUCCAUGAGAGAGGACUCAGUGUCAGUAUUGAGGAGGGCUGGAUCAGAUCCGAGGAGGCUGUUACACUGGUGUGUCGCUGUCUGGAGCUCAACAGCAGCAUACACACUAUCAAGGUUCAACACACCACGCUGCACCUGUCUUUGACGAGGUCCACUGAACUGACUUCAGUCAGCUUUGUAGACUGUGCAGUGGAGGGUCACCAGCUUGCACCUAUGAAGAACUUCAUCCAGAAGUGUCCUCUACUGACAGAGCUCGAUUUGUCCCACAAUAGACUUGGUCUGGGGGGAGCUGAGUUUCUCUGUUCUGUUCUGCCCUCGCUGCCACAUCUUUCUUCUCUCAGCAUUGCUUCCAAAGGGACUUUUGUGAUUGAGAGGCUGUCAGAGGCAUUACUGCAGGCUACAGCAAUCCAGUGCCUAAAUUUAUCAGGUAAUGUGAUUGGUGACACUGCUGCAGAGAUUAUGAGCGGGAUGUUUCCCCGUCUACGAUCACUAAACCUGUCUCAUUGUUUGUGGUCAACGGCUGGAGGGCUUCAGCUCAUCAGAGCAUUGAGAGAGAGUGUCAGUCUGGAAAGCCUCAGUCUGGACUCUUUGCAGCUGAAUGAAGAGAGCAGAGUGUGUCUGUCACAGUCACUCAGGAAUAUCAAAUCUUUACGAAGUCUCAAGAUGAAUAAGAUUGCAAUGGAAGAAUCGGGUGAAAGUGAUGUAUUCAAUCUCCUCACUGCUAUGGAGGGGCUCACACGUAUGGAGGAGAUAGAGUUGGACGGCUGGAGGAUGGCUGAUGGAGGAACAGAGCAGCUGACCAGACUCCUUCCUGUCUGGACAGAGCUCAGGAAGAUCAGUCUUUCCAAGAACCUUAUUAGCGACCGAUCAGGAGUCACGCUACUGGGGGCUUUGAGCAGCUGUACCCACCUGGAGGAGCUCCAUUUGUCCGGUAACAGCCUGGGUGAUCUGACCGCUGUCAGGAUGGCUCUUGUUCUACCAUCACUAACACACAUCACUGUGUUGGAUAUUUCAGAAAACAAUAUUGGAGAUGAAGGGUCUGUGAGUCUGUCCAGAGCAAUAAUGUGCCUGAAGAAGCUCACCAAGCUUGAUCUGACCUCUGUUGGGACUUCAGAGCUGUGUGCCAUAGCUGCCAGCCUGGCCCACUGUCCCCUCAUUCAGGAUGUACGAACUGUGUCCGUCUGUGUCUCUAGUAUGGGCUGGAAUAACUGUGGUGAUGAAGUAGUCGAGGAGUUGGCAAGAGUGAUGCCCCUGUGUAGGAAGCUGGUCAGAAUAGAUCUGGAGUCAAACAUCGUGAGUGUCUGUGGAGUGGAGGCCCUGUUCAGAGCCUCACAGUCGUGUCCUGCCCUGCAGCUCAUCAGGCUGUGGAGAAACAAAGUGUCUCUGAGUGAAGCCGAAAUACUCAGCCAGAAGGACAGGAGGCUGAAUUUCUCCUCCAUCUGAUGUGAUCUGUCUUCUUGAAUGGUGGCAGAGAGAAGUGAACUUCCAGUUCAUCCGAAGCUGCAGAGGUGAAUCACUGCUACAGUAACUCCAGCCUGGAGAGGAGGAAACGUGUUUUCCCUGCAGUAUGUUUUUAAUCCUAAGAGUGUAAUUAAGUACAGAUUUAUUUCUUUUGAGGUAUUAUGUUUGAGAAAAGAAAAAAAAAAUGUUUGAGCAUAUUUAACUACAGUAGUAUAACCAUGUAGUUAUUGGCCUCUUGUUUCACUGUAGUGAACUGGUGUAAUCAGCUGACACUAUCCUUGUUUGUUAAGGAUAAAGGAAGUGUGUGGAUACUCAUCUAAACUCUGUCCUGUCAGCGGUGAGUGUCCUGUUACUAGUCCCGUACAUCACCACUGUGACUGACAGCUGUCAAAAUCAGCCCUGUUGUUGACAGACAGACGUCCUCCAUGUCUCACCUACUUUCGGAUAAAAGAUAUUAUACGUUACUGUGGGUUUAAUCAAAAUGAUCAAAACAGGAAUCAAGAACAAUCCUUCAGUUGAUUUAAUCACAAAUAAAAUUAAGAUUCAGAUUAAGAUUCAAUCAGACCAAAGAUAAAUAAUCUAAAUGUAAUGUAAUACAGGCCUUAAAAUGAUAUAUAAUGAAAAUGAAUAACAUCUUUUAAAAACAAAAUACUAAUUUGAGGUUCCGUGAGACAUGUUUACUUACACUUGUGACGAAGUGUGUGUUUCUUUUGGCAGCUGUUGGUAAAUGUGUUUAAUCUGUCUGUGAGCUGACGGAUGUUGUGGUCAAGUGAAAUAGUGCGAUGAGUUUAAUGAUAGCACACUCUCAGAUAGUUGGUGGAGGAUCAACUAAGCUCAUUCUUUUGGAUCAGCCCCAGCUUCUCAGUUUCGUUACUGCCAGCUCUGCACACACUGUCACUGCUGUGACACCAGAGGCCAUGAUGUGGAGGAUUCCUUGAUCGCAAUAAGGUUUCCGUGGAUUGACAAUGAUUAUUGUGCUGCAUGUAUGCAGACUCUUAUACACUGAGGCACUUUGCUCUUUAUGUGUUUACAAUUGUUAGAGGCCACAUGAGUGAAAACACAACAAAUCACAAACUCACAGUAAAGAAAGAUUUAAGAGGGAGAGUCCCCCUCUGACAGUUGCUCUUAUUCUCAUUUUAGGUUGUGGCCUCUAUCCAAUUUACGUAUUUAUUUCUGUUGUUAUCAUGGAGAGAAAUGCUGAAGUUGUUUUUUUUAAAAAGUUAUUUAUUUUAGCUGUUAAUUGUAAGUUCACAAAAAAUAGUUUCAAACAAUAGAAUAAGGAAAAUCGUCAUACUGUGUAAAUAUCAUGACAAGUACAGGUUGGAGCCUCACCAUUGUCAUUUCUGUAGUUACUUGAUAAUGUUUGAAUUAUGCACUCAUUCAGAUCAGAUGAUCAACCUAUUCCCUCUUCUCUAUGAUAAGAAUUGUUGAGAAGCUUUUCCAGUUCUUUCACUUUCUUUAUGACUUUUAACUAGCACUGAUGUCCUGUGGUGCCUGUCUGGUGUUUUGAUGCUCAGGUUGAGGUUUGAGUUCUUAUGUGACAAAUUAUGUCUGUCUUUGUCAUUCAUUAAUCAUUGACUUGCACUGAAAUUUGACAAAUAAAAAAGUACCACAGGU
Acanthopagrus latus (yellowfin seabream) is the source of this 8070-nucleotide messenger RNA. It is a transcript of the gene nlrc5, whose product is annotated as NLR family, CARD domain containing 5. Gene Ontology annotation, molecular function: protein binding. The transcript has 58 exons. Gene Ontology annotation, biological process: positive regulation of MHC class I biosynthetic process; inflammatory response; positive regulation of MHC class II biosynthetic process. Bases 730 to 6435 code for a protein of 1901 amino acids. Lineage: Eukaryota; Metazoa; Chordata; Actinopteri; Spariformes; Sparidae. The record is from RefSeq and is a predicted model, not a curated record.